Emiliania huxleyi CCMP1516 is the source of this 844-nucleotide messenger RNA. RefSeq lists its product as hypothetical. NCBI's taxonomy places the organism in Eukaryota, Haptophyta, Isochrysidales, Noelaerhabdaceae. The transcript has a single exon. The coding region runs from base 28 to 792 and encodes 254 amino acids. The record is from RefSeq and is a predicted model, not a curated record.
GCGUUGACUCCCAAGCACGUGUGGCGCAUGCCGGAGUUUCGAGAUUGGGCAGACGCGAUCGAGGAAAAGCUUGGUCGCGGUUGGGACGCGAGGGUGAAGCUGCGGGACAAUGUCUGGGGACCGCUGAGUGGCCACAGAGGUUCGGGCGCGAUCACAUUCUUUUCCCGUCUGGUGCUCAAGAGCUACCUGGACAGCCUGGUCGGGCACGUGUACGAUCAAGUCAUCGUCACUCGAUGGGACCACGUGUACACCUGCGCCCAUCCCCGCCUUGCGUUGCUGCCGGGUGCGGUUUAUGUGCCGGAGAAGGAGGGAUACGGCGGCGUCACUGACAGGCACACGGUGUUCGCGUUUCGCGACCGUGAGAGGGUCUUGGGGGUGCUGCAAUGGCUUGUGCACCACGACUCUCCCGAGCUGAAAAGCCCCGAGCGCGCGCUGCAGCACUUCUACCACGCAAGUGGUCUCAAGGUGCACACCUUUGGGAGGACCAUGUUCAUCGUGGCGCGAAGAGGCGUAGAUGAGAGCAGAUGGCGCAGGCCGAACCCCGAGUGGAAUUGCCACAGAAGCCCCAUCGAUGGCAUGGUUGCCCUGAAGUACGUGCAGGAGUACGCCGCCGCCAUGCGGACGUGUGCGGCAGACGCAGACUCUGUGUGCCCUUUGUAUGAACGGUUCAAGCGGAGCUUGACAGGGCUCCACGCACGGCCGGGGUACCUCAGUAGACUCAGGCGUAGGGGUGAGGCUGAGGGCAAGCGCCUCGGAAGUAAGAUCCCUUGGCGAUCUGGGUCGCGCAUUUAAACGAAAGGACGCACAAGUAUCUGAUUAAUUCGUAAGAAUCGCAUGUCGCAUC